Acanthocheilonema viteae is the source of this 684-nucleotide messenger RNA. The record is from the annotation of a GenBank genome assembly. NCBI's taxonomy places the organism in Eukaryota, Metazoa, Nematoda, Chromadorea, Rhabditida, Onchocercidae.
AUGGCUCGAUGGGAAUAUUGGCCUUAUUAUGGACUGGAAAAUUACCUUUAUACAAUGCCAUUUGAAGCAAAAUUCAAUAUGAUGGAAUCAACCAAAUGGAUGCAAGAAAAUUGGUUCCAUAGCAUAACGUCGUCCAUUGCAUAUGUUAUCUCUAUUUACAUUGGACAAAAGCUGAUGGAGUCGCGUAAACCAUUCUGCUUAGAUAACCUACUGAUAGCAUGGAAUUUUGGUUUAGCGUUAUUUUCUCUCUUAGGAGUGUACCGGAUGACACCGGAAUUGUUGUGGAGUGUCCGAGAGAAUUCUUUCGAAUAUUCGAUAUGCACAGCUUCAUUUGCGCAGGGUGUUACGGGAUUUUGGACCGAAAUGUUUGCCUUGUCCAAGGUUGCUGAAUUUGGCGACACAGUAUUUAUUGUGCUGCGCAAACGUCCGCUGCUUUUUCUUCACUGGUACCAUCAUGUUACCGUGCUGGUUUACACCUGGCAUGCUUACAAAGUAGGACCAUACGGCUUCGGGACGAUGGUUUAUAUGGAUGAAUUAUACUGUACAUGCAUUUAUGUACACAUACUAUGCGCUUCGGGUAAUGCGCAAACGACUUCCAAAAAUGGCGGCAAUGAUGGUUACAAUUUUGCAGAUCUUACAGAUGGUUGGAGGUGUCUUCAUCGUCUUGAAGGAGAGGAGAAGUGA